UGCCCGUCCAGGCCCCGUUCCAACAAGUCUGAGGUCCAUGGCUGGCUUGCUCUGCUCUGCCUUGACGCACCACCACCACCUCACCCUGCUCUGGAUAUUACUUUUUUCUCUUCACAUCGCCCGAGAACCCUGUUCGCCCUCUCCCCAAGCGUCCGCCGUAGCUUAGCGCUUCCUGAUUCCUCGCGCGGAUAUUUACCUGUCCCAUAUCCUCCAGCCUGCCUGCUGCCCCGCUCUCCGAUCUUACCUUACUUUACCUUUACCACCUUCCCUACCUACUUACCUUGCCUUACCUACCGCACCUCUCCCACCUUUUCCUCCAUCUCCAACCAACCAACUUUUCCCGCCUACGAAAAAAAAAAACACCCUCCGACCUUUUUGCGCCCAAACAGCCCUUUGCCUGCUUGCCUGCGCAGCCAGCUCGUUACUCUUGUGGUGGCACUCCCUGAUCAAAUUGCUAGAUCAAUCGACAUCAUGUCCAAACUCUUUGUUGGCGGCCUCGCAUGGCACACCGAUGAUGCGACCCUUCGCCAGAAGUUCGAGGAGUUCGGCCAAGUUGAAGAAGCUGUCGUCGUUAAGGACCGCGAUACUGGCCGCAGCCGCGGUUUCGGCUUCGUCCGCUUCGCCCAGGACUCCGAGGCCGAUGCUGCCAUGCAGAACAUGAACAAUGUCGAGUUCGAUGGCCGUACAAUCCGCGUCGACAAGGCCUCUGACCGCGCUGCAGGCGGCGGCGGGGGACGUGGUGGAGGCUACGGUGGUGGCGGCGGUGGUUACCGUGGCGGAGGUGGAUACGGCGGCGGUCAAUCCUACGGAGGUCGCGGCGGCGGCUACGGCGGCGGAGGUGGUGCAUCCUGGGGUGGCAACGGCGGUGGCGGUGGCUACGCUCCUCGCGGUGGCUACGGCGGCGGUCAAGGCUACGGCGGAGGUCAAGAUCAGGGCCAGAACGGUGGUGGUCAAUGGUAGACGU
Periconia digitata is the source of this 964-nucleotide messenger RNA. Lineage: Eukaryota; Fungi; Ascomycota; Dothideomycetes; Pleosporales; Periconiaceae. The record is from the annotation of a GenBank genome assembly.